CAACAUGGUGCACAUAUCUGCAGGUGUUUUCAGGUGUUUAAGGUCAUCCAUCAGCUGGUGGACACAGAGGAGGACAUUCUGAUGGUGGCUACAGAUGUAAUCAGGGAGUUUGCAGCUGAUUCUGUCAAAUAUUUAGAGCUCAGAAGUACACCAAGGGAGGAGAAAAACACAGGAUUGACAAAAAGGAAAUAUAUUGAAGCCAUCAUCAGAGCCAUACAGCUGUGUAAAAGUGAGGGACUGGACAUUGAUGUCAGGUUUCUUGUGGCAAUUGACCGAAGGAAUGGAGCGAAAGUUGCUAUGGAGACGGUGGAGUUGGCUGAGGAGUUCCUGCUGUCCUCUGAUGGUUUGGUGGUGGGACUCGAUCUAAGCGGAGAUCCAACAGUGGGUGAUGGAAAAUCUCUACUUCCAGCUCUAGAGAGGGCCAGAAACUGUGGACUGAAGUUGUCAUUGCACCUCUCAGAAGUACAAUCCCAGCUGGAGGAGUCAGAGUUGCUGUUGAAUCUUCCUCCUGACAGGAUUGGUCACGGUACCUUCUUGCAUCCUGAAGUGGGUGGAUCUCAAAGUCUGGUUGACAAAGUGCUUAAGAACAACAUACCACUGGAGUUAUGCCUGACAUCAAAUGUUAAAGGACAAACUGUGCCAUGUUACUCCAAGCAUCACUUUAAAUACUGGUACCAGCUGGGACAUCCAAGUGUGAUUUGUACCGAUGAUAAGGGCGUCUUCUGUACAGACUUGUCUCAGGAGUAUCAGCUGGCGGCUUCCACAUUUGGCCUGAGUCAUGACGCCAUGUGGAAGCUCUCCCAGCAAGCCAUAGAUUGCAUCUUCGCACCAGAGACCGUGAAACAGCAGCUCAGACAGAAGUGGAUAGAUUUACAGCCUCAGGUGUUUAAGUGACUAACUCAGUGAAGCUUAAAACCAGUCAUAUACCUCAGGUUUCUAGUUUUAAAAAAAGUUUAAAUGUUUUUUUUUUAUUUAUAGAAAUAAUGACAACAAAAAUGGACCUCAAAAACUAGUUAUCAAAUGUUUGAAAUACUUGAAAUAAGUAAAUUCUUCUUAUUUAGUA
This is a messenger RNA of Solea senegalensis (Senegalese sole), 1063 nucleotides long. It is a transcript of the gene mapda, whose product is annotated as adenosine deaminase-like. The annotation marks the transcript as partial. The record is from RefSeq and is a predicted model, not a curated record. Gene Ontology annotation, biological process: adenosine catabolic process; inosine biosynthetic process. The transcript is spliced from 8 exons. Gene Ontology annotation, molecular function: adenosine deaminase activity. NCBI's taxonomy places the organism in Eukaryota, Metazoa, Chordata, Actinopteri, Pleuronectiformes, Soleidae.